Varroa destructor (honeybee mite) is the source of this 1990-nucleotide messenger RNA. RefSeq names its product ufm1-specific protease 2-like. The record is from RefSeq and is a predicted model, not a curated record. Gene Ontology annotation, biological process: proteolysis. Gene Ontology annotation, cellular component: endoplasmic reticulum; nucleus. Lineage: Eukaryota; Metazoa; Arthropoda; Arachnida; Mesostigmata; Varroidae. Gene Ontology annotation, molecular function: deUFMylase activity.
GCAAAGUUAUGUACUAACGAUAAAAGCUGGAGAAAAACGUGAGUGGUACUGAUAUCACAUUGCCACCGGGUGGCAAUCCUGGAGUGAGAUCUCCAAACCAUCAAGUCAUCAACAAACAUCACGGGGCUGGGAGAACGUGGUCAGCUGUGACACGAAAGCGUCGAUCAAACAGUACCAGAGCCACAGCUGGUUAUCGACAAUAUAUGAAUUUUUCCAACAUUUACUACUUGAAAAACUACUUUCGUGCGUGGCGUUUCGUGAAUCGUAUACAAGAUGGGUGGGCUUAAAGUUGUCGUGUGUGAGGACCUUUGGAAGAGAAUCCAAGGUUGCAAAGACGUAUUCCGCACAUUAUAUGGCUUCGUCGCUCAAGAUGGUGUACAUAACCUAACAGGUUGCACACUUUUGCGGGAAUCAUUCCCUUAUGGACAUCCAGCGCUCGGAGUAUUUGCCAGUGAUCCGGAAGCCGACGCGCACAGCCUAAUAUCCAACUGCGAAAAAAGGCUACAAUGCAUUCGAGAGGCGUUAGAUGCUCUGGAUUUGCCAAACCUGGUGCUUUUAACGACUAAGGCCAAUGGUUCGCCAUCAGCUCGGCUGGUCGCCAAGGAUGCCUUAUACGAAGAGACGGCCAUUUGUGAGCUCGCAGACCUCAGUUCAACACAAGGAGUUGUACUCAGAACGCGACUGAGUGUACCAUUAAGUGUCGAAUACACUGGAGCUGAGGGCCAAUUUCGUGGUGAUGUGAAACACGCGAUAAGCACCUCGUGCCGAUGGCUUGCCCCAUCAUGUGUAACGUUCGAGUUACGCGAACAAUUUAUGAAAGGUCAGGAGCAAGUGACGCUCGGGGAAUUCUUGCGGAAGGUCCUGGGAAGAAAGUCUGAACCCGAUGGCAUGGAUAAGCAGGAAGUAAAUACGAUUCGCUUACUAAGCGGCGAAAAAGUUGUGUCAAGCUGUGGUUGUCCUCAUACGCCCAUAAUCGACGUGCAGCGCCGCCGUUCGCAACGCUUCGAGUUCCAUCUUAAUCUCGACGUAAUCUCGUUCACUGUGUAUAGUUUAUCCGUGGAACACGUUACCACUUUACUUACUAGAAGUCUUCACCAACAGGCGUUCUCAAGCAUCGAGGCAAUUUGCAGCUCUGUCGUCUAUGGUAACCAGCUGAUUCCACCGACCCCGAUGCAUUUUCAAGCGGGAGGUGCCCGAUCAUUUGCUACGGUACUAUUUCCCGCUAAUCGCGUCCUGCCUGCAUACAGGCUAGCGCUCCACGCGGAUCUUCUACUUUCAAAUGAUAAGGGACCAUUGUUCUCGUUAGGACAACAUAUUUAUUUCGCAAAGGACUCACCAAUCUAUAGCAAGUUACUCGUAAAUCCGCACGCGAAAGUCAAGCCUCCGGCGCGCGCCGAUCGUGUAGCAAUUGUUCGCGGGAACUACCUAUAUUUUCAUUAUAUGCAAGAGAAGUUUGACGACAGCGGCUGGGGUUGUGCGUACCGAUCACUACAGACGCUUUCCUCAUGGUUCCUUCUGCAGGGUUACACCGAUGUGAAAAUACCGAACCACAAAAAAAUUCAGGAAACGCUAGUUGAAAUCGGCGAUAAGGAGAGCAGUUUUAUUGGGUCAAAACAAUGGAUUGGCUCUCAGGAGGUGUCCUUCGUCCUUAACCAACUUAUGAAAAUCGACAGCAAGAUUAUUAGUGUCCCAUCAGGCUCCGAGUUGCCAUUUAAAGCUCAGAAUCUCAUUACACACUUUGAGACUCACGGGACGCCUGUAAUGAUUGGUGGGGGCCAGCUGGCUCAUACGAUUUUAGGAGUUGCAGUCAACAGUGAAACAGAAGAAACGCAUUUUCUGAUCCUCGACCCUCACUAUACAGGCACAGAGGACAUGCAUACCAUCACCGCAAAGGGAUGGUGUAGCUGGAAACCGUCGACAUUUUGGGACAAGGCUUCAUUUUAUAAUAUGUGUCUUCCUCAAGUUUCCCGAUAUACACUUUGAUAAUAUA